Molecule: messenger RNA, 1959 nt
Organism: Hydractinia symbiolongicarpus
Lineage: Eukaryota; Metazoa; Cnidaria; Hydrozoa; Anthoathecata; Hydractiniidae
Product: T-complex protein 1 subunit zeta-like
Exons: 14
Coding region: 16-1791 (591 amino acids)
Biological process (GO): protein folding
Cellular component (GO): chaperonin-containing T-complex
Molecular function (GO): ATP hydrolysis activity; ATP binding; ATP-dependent protein folding chaperone
Source: RefSeq, a predicted model, not a curated record
UGUAUACGAUGUAAAAUGCUUGAAGUUGAUCAUUUCAUAUCCACCAUCUUUGUUUACGAAGUUGGGAAAACAGGCCAUGCUUUUAAGUUGCUGUGUCAGCAAAUAAUCUCGUGGACCUUUCCAGAAGACAACAGCUUGUUGUGGGCGAAAUCGGCAAAAUUUGGAAGGAAAAGAACUCUAACCAGCCUAGUCAAAAUGUCUGCAGUCAAAUUGAUUAAUCCCAAAGCUGAAGUAGCAAGAGCUGCCCAAGCACUUCAGCUAAAUAUCAAUGCCGCUAAGGGUCUACAGGAGGUUCUCAAAACAAAUCUUGGUCCAAAAGGAACAAUGAAAAUGCUGGUAUCUGGUGCUGGAGAUAUUAAAUUGACAAAAGAUGGAAAUGUAUUACUCCAUGAAAUGCAAAUUCAACAUCCAACUGCAUCAAUGAUAGCCAAAGUUGCCACAGCACAGGAUGACAUUACUGGUGAUGGAACAACAUCAAAUGUACUUAUCAUUGGUGAACUAUUAAAACAGGCAGAUCGAUACGUGUCGGAAGGAUUGCAUCCCAGACUUGCUACUGAAGGUUUUGAAAUGGCAAAGAAGAAAGCUUUAGAGGUCCUUGAAGAGGUUAAAGUGGAAAAUAAAAUGGACAGAGACACCCUGGUUAAUGUCGCUCGUACCUCACUUCGCACUAAAACACCAAAAGAAUUAGCUGAUCAUUUAACAGAGAUUGUUGUUGAUGCUGUUCUUGGAGUUAAACGUGAUGGUGAACCCAUUGACCUUCAUAUGGUCGAAGUGAUGGAAAUGACACAUAAGACAGACUCAGAAACUAAGUUGGUUCGUGGUAUUGUAAUGGAUCAUGGUGCAAGGCAUCCAGACAUGAAAAAGAAAGUUGACGAUGCCUACAUACUCACCUGUAAUGUUUCCUUAGAAUACGAAAAAAGCGAAGUCAAUGCAGGAUUCUUCUACAAAUCAGCAGACGAGCGUGAAAAGUUGGUCCAGGCCGAAAGACAAUUUACAGAUGACCGUGUUCGUCAGGUUAUCGCCUUUAAAAAGAAACUCUGUGAGGGGACUGACAAGGGGUUCGUUAUUAUAAACCAGAAGGGUAUCGAUCCCAUCUCAUUGGACAUGUUAGCAAAGGCUGGAAUAGUUGCUUUGAGAAGAGCAAAAAGACGAAACAUGGAGAGAUUACCACUUGCAUUUGGUGGUUAUGCAGUGAACUCAUUUGACGAACUCACUGAAGAUUGUCUUGGGAAAGCUGGCACAGUAUACGAACACGUGUUAGGAGACAACAAAUACACCUUUGUUGAAGAUACUGAAAAUCCCAAAUCAGUGACCAUUUUAGUGAAAGGUCCCAAUAAACAUACCAUAACUAUGAUUAAAGAUGCAGUGCGGGAUGGUUUGAGAGCAGUGAAAAAUGCAAUUGAGGACGGGUGUGUUGUGCCAGGUGCUGGAGCAUUUGAAGUAGCAGCGCACCAUAGUUUAUCAGCUUUCAAAGAAACUGUGUCAACGAGAGCAAGGCUAGGUGUACAGGCCUUUGCUGAUGCUCUCCUCGUCAUUCCAAAAGCGUUAGCCUCGAAUUCAGGUUAUGAUCCGCAGGAGGCUACAGUCAAACUACAAGCUGAGUACGGCAAAUCGAAAUUACCUGUAGGAAUCGACCUUAACACAGGUGAACCCAUGAAUCCGGCAACCGCUGGUGUGUGGGACAACUAUCGCGUUAAAAGACAGCUUAUAAAUUCGUGCACGGUCAUCGCUGGAAAUUUGCUGCUUGUCGAUGAAGUUAUGAAAGCUGGAAUGUCUUCACUGAAAGGUUGAGUUCAAAAUGGAAAAAAUCUGACACUGUGACAUUCAGAUAGCUUCUUAUUUGGUCAAACCGAAGUUAGGGACGUCAGGACGCAACCAACACUGAGAGUGCAAAAUAUACUGUAUUUUAUGUUUUUUGAUGUUCUUGUUUCGUAUUUGAAAUAAUACGGCUUUAUUGAA